AUGCCGAAAGGAAGUUGCGUCUGUGGUGAUUUCACCUACGAAUUGGACGGCGCGCCUCAUACCGCGCUCAUCUGCCAUUGUGUUCCCUGUCAGAAGAGCGGUGGACCUAACGGUAGCUAUGACCUGAUCAUUAAACAAGACAAGGUCAAAAAGCUCGCUGGCAAGACAAAGUCCUUUGUGCGGAAAGGCGACUCGGGCAAGGAGCUCGCCUACGACCUGUGUGACAACUGCGGGACCACCAUGUGGUGCACUCUUGAGAUUAUUCCCGGAAUGCUUAUUGUCAAAGCGGGUACGCUCGAUGAUCCAGAGUAUUUGGAACAUGAGGGAAGGCCAGUAAAGGAACUCUUCACGAGGAACCGACCCAGCUGGUGCUGUGGAUUGGAAGGUGUCGAACAGAGAGAAGGAGCAUGA
Dissoconium aciculare CBS 342.82 is the source of this 411-nucleotide messenger RNA. RefSeq lists its product as uncharacterized. Gene Ontology annotation, molecular function: carbon-sulfur lyase activity. NCBI's taxonomy places the organism in Eukaryota, Fungi, Ascomycota, Dothideomycetes, Mycosphaerellales, Dissoconiaceae. The record is from RefSeq and is a predicted model, not a curated record. The coding region runs from base 1 to 411 and encodes 136 amino acids. The transcript is spliced from 3 exons.